Rosa rugosa (rugosa rose) is the source of this 1301-nucleotide messenger RNA. RefSeq names its product RING-H2 finger protein ATL2. The transcript has a single exon. Bases 133 to 1014 code for a protein of 293 amino acids. Lineage: Eukaryota; Viridiplantae; Streptophyta; Magnoliopsida; Rosales; Rosaceae. The record is from RefSeq and is a predicted model, not a curated record.
CUUUUCCCACUUUAAAUCGUCAUUCUUAUAAUUCCCCCUUCAUAAACAGAAAAACAUCCCAACUUCACAACACUUCUAUUUUCAAUUUUUCUUCACAGCGCAAAGUGCAGAGGUUCUAAGUUCGAGUCUCCCAUGUCGGGCAUGUCUGGCUUCAACGAGUUAAACCCCCAGCACAGGGUUUGGUCUACAGACUCCGUUCCCCCGCCGGAGACCUACAAGGGCUACGCGCUCAGCGGCAAGAUUAUGCUGAGCGCCAUCGUCAUCCUCUUCUUCGUCGUCAUUCUAAUGGUGUGUCUCCACCUCUACGCGCGCUGGUACCUCCUCCGCGCGCGCCGCCGCAACCUCCGCAGAAACCGCCGCAACCGCCGCAACUUGAUCUUCCACGAGGACGAGGCCGCCGCCGCCGUCUCGGCCGCCAUGCGCGGCCUCGACGAGUCGGUGCUCAAGUCGCUGCCGGUGUUCGUCUACGACUCGAAGACCCACCCGGAGCCGGUUCUGGAGUGCGCCGUGUGCUUGUCGGAGUUCGAAGAGAACGAAACGGGUCGGGUUCUCCCGAAAUGUAAGCACAGCUUCCAUAUCGAGUGUAUCGACAUGUGGUUCCACUCGCACUCCACGUGCCCGCUCUGUCGGUGCGCGGUGGAGCCCGAACCCCAGUCCGAGAACCCGGGCGAUGUUGUGUUGAACGUGUGCGAACCCGAGACUAACGAACCGGGUUCGAGCUCCGGGUUGUGCUCCGAGUGUUCCGGGUCGAGGUCGUUACGGCAGACGUCGUCGUUUGGGCCGAGAAGGAAACCGAUGGAUAUCGCGGUGCCGAGUCGGCACGAGAGCUUUGGGAGGUCCGAGGCGGAGUCGCCGUCGGGUCAGGCGUUUCGGUCGCCGAUGAGUCGGAUGCGGUCGUUUAAACGGAUGCUGAGCAGAGACAAAAGAAACGGCGGCGUUUCGCCUUCCGGGAAUGCGAGUUGUAGCUCGGUGGCCGAGUUGGAUAUUGAGCGAGGACGAGAAGGGGCUGAGUGAACUCAGGGGUAAACUCGGCAAUUUAGCAACUUUAUCAGAUUUUUUUUGGCAGAGACAUCCGGCGACGGUCAGUGAGUUAAAGAGUCAGGAAAGUGUUAGUUGGGGUGGGGGCAAAUAUGGAAAUGCGGAUUUAUACGUGGAAGAAUGGUAGAAGGCGUGGAAUUAUCGCUGUUUGGAAACUUGUGUAUAGUUCAAUUUAUUUGACUCUUUUUUCUUUCAUUUUUUUGUCUCUUAUUUUAUUUAAUACAAAUUAUGUUGGAUAUAAAGACUAAAAAGAAUUGGGAUUG